Molecule: messenger RNA, 1007 nt
Organism: Paramacrobiotus metropolitanus
Lineage: Eukaryota; Metazoa; Tardigrada; Eutardigrada; Parachela; Macrobiotidae
Exons: 3
Coding region: 110-790 (226 amino acids)
Source: RefSeq, a predicted model, not a curated record
AUACGCUGCAGGCGGUUUAAUUGUAGCUGAAAUACUUAAAUAACCAUGAAAGCAUACUAAGCAUCUCUCAUUGCACCUGCGACCGUGAAUUUUUACCUCGUCUUAUAAAAUGCACCUCUGCAUCACGAAGCUGCCAAUAAACUAUUUGAGGAUCAAAAUGAAUUUCGCAGGUGUUAUUGCGUUAACAGCGUGUGCGCUGUUCUCGUGUGCGGUAGCUGCGAGAACAUGCGAACAGCAGAAGGCGCAAUGCGCUGAGCUACGCCGCGGCGAAGACGGAUUUCACGAGCGGAUGCUGCCACCGAAAAACAGUCCACUCUGGCCUGCAUCCGCGGCGGAUCUGCAAAAAUAUAAAACGUUUGCUGAUCAGUAUUGUCGGUGGAGUACCGACCUGGGCAACUGCCGAAAAUCCUUGUAUACAAGUUGUCCCGCUGUCUACAAGGAUGACGUGCCAUCCUCGGGUGGAUGGUACGGUGCUGACUAUUCUCUUGCCUUUGGUGGACUGUGUAAUACCACGGUGGGUCCGGUGAAAUUCUUCCGCGCUCUCAACCAUUGUGCCAAAAAGGAUGCCGAAAACUUCCACUUCUGCUGUGAUCUAGAAGCCUUUGCCGAUAACGGACAGAACGAAAAUGCGGCGGCUGGCCAUAAAAAUUUUUGCGACAAAUUACAAACGAAGCUGCGCCUUUUCGAUGGCAACGUAGGCCUGGUUGUGAGAUCCAAAUGCGGAGAAGACGCUAUACAGGCAUUAAAGGACGGAUACCAGCAGAUGCGCACCGCCCACUGUUCCAAGUAACCAAGCCACCAAGGCAUUCGUUUCACCAUCUGGAUUUUGUAUCUCCCUUGUAGUGGACGAUAAUUCCGGCUUAAUCUACUGAUAGUUGUUAAGCUUCGAAUUACCUGGAUAUUCUGAUGCGUUAGUUGAGAUUUUUUGCAAUAACUCUGAGUCCGAAUAUCCAAAUACAAAUACCUAACUCUUCAACAAGGCGAUGAAAUUAUAAACAUGCACUUGA